GGCAUGGCAGGAAAGCGUCUCCCUGAAGGAGCUGCAGCGCAGAGGCGUCUGUUUGCUCAAACUCCAAGCUGCCAACCAGAGAACCGGCCUCUAUGGACGGCUGCUUGUGACGUUUCAGCCUCGAAAAUACGAUUCAGAUGCCGAGCUGCCCUAUAACAGUUUCGGGCCUGGGGACAUUGUGGGCCUUUACCAUGCAGCUGGCCAGGGCGAUCCGCUCUCCACCGGCGUUGUAACACGUGUCACCUCCAAAGCAGUGACUGUUGCCUUUGAGGAGUCUCGAGAUGGGAUGCUGAGCUUGGACCAGGAGAGCUCUUACCGCCUGCUGAAAUUAGCCAACGACGUCACCUACAACAGGCUGAAAAAAGCUUUAAAUGCACUAAAGCAGUAUCACGGUGGUCCAGCCUCUGAUCUGAUUGACGUCCUCUUCUUUUCUUCUGAUCCAAGCGCAUUCAACGAAACAAAGCCUCUAAAGCUUUACAACAACUCACUGGAUGCAUCGCAGAGGGAGGCUGUCACCUUCUCACUGACACAGAGGGAGCUUGCCAUUGUCCAUGGACCUCCUGGCACAGGGAAGACCACGACACUGGUAGAGAUCAUCUUGCAAGCCGUACAGCAAGGCCUGAAAGUCCUGUGUUGUGCCCCUUCCAACGUUGCUGUGGAUAAUCUGGUGGAAAGGCUGGCUGGCUACAAAGCCCGCAUCCUGCGGCUCGGGCACCCCGCUCGCCUGCUGGAGCCCAUCCAGCAGCACUCCUUGGAUGCAGUCUUGGCCCGAGGUGACAAUGCCCAGAUAGUGGCGGAUAUCAGGAAGGACAUCGACCAGGCCUUU
This is a messenger RNA of Mesitornis unicolor (brown roatelo), 826 nucleotides long. RefSeq names its product DNA-binding protein SMUBP-2-like. The annotation marks the transcript as partial. Lineage: Eukaryota; Metazoa; Chordata; Aves; Mesitornithiformes; Mesitornithidae. Gene Ontology annotation, molecular function: RNA binding; 5'-3' DNA helicase activity. The transcript has 5 exons. The record is from RefSeq and is a predicted model, not a curated record.